This is a messenger RNA of Monopterus albus (swamp eel), 1781 nucleotides long. Its product is annotated as major facilitator superfamily domain-containing protein 10. Bases 149 to 1510 code for a protein of 453 amino acids. Gene Ontology annotation, cellular component: brush border membrane. Gene Ontology annotation, biological process: transmembrane transport. The record is from RefSeq and is a predicted model, not a curated record. Lineage: Eukaryota; Metazoa; Chordata; Actinopteri; Synbranchiformes; Synbranchidae. Gene Ontology annotation, molecular function: transmembrane transporter activity. The transcript is spliced from 13 exons.
AUGUGUGAGGCCAUCGCUUCCUGGUGUGGACUAAUGAUAAUGGACUGAUGAGGUGGAGACGGUGGAUCUGCUCGAGUCAGUGUGAUCGCUCCAGAUUCACCAAUCUACAGAAACUGUGCCAGAAGAAACACCAUACUCAGUUGGAGGAAUGUCAACUGCAAACAAAUCUGAAGAGGAUGGUGACUCAUUCUCUUCGAAGGUCAUCAACAUUGUGUUUAUCAUCCUGCUGCUGGAUCUGCUUGGAUUUACACUGAUUCUACCUCUACUGCCUUCAAUUUUGGACCAUUAUGCCCAAACAGGGGAUGUUGUAUAUCAGUCUCUGCAGAGCGUUGUGGACUGGUUCAGGGAGGCUGUGGGGAUUCCUAUGGAGAAGAAGUACAACAGUGUCCUGUUCGGGGGUCUGAUCGGCUCGCUCUUUUCUUUGCUGCAGUUCCUGGCGUCGCCUGUAACGGGGGCUCUGUCAGACCGCCAUGGCAGACGACCCCUGCUCAUUCUUACCACGUUAGGGCUGAUGACCUCCUAUGCAGUCUGGGCCGUUUCCUGGAGCUUCAGCAUGUUCCUUUUGUUUCGGGUAAUUGGGGGCAUUUGUAAGGGCAACGUCAGCCUCUGUACUGCCAUCGUAGCCGACUUACCAUCCCCGAAAGCACGAAACCGAGGAAUGGCUAUGAUUGGUGUUGCCUUCUCCUUGGGCUUCACUGUAGGACCUCUGAUGGGUGCCUACUUUGCUCUCAGCUCAAGGACAGCAGGAAAUGUCUUCUACCAAACCCCAGCUCUGCUCGCCUUGGCCUUCAGUAUCGCUGAUCUGCUCUUUAUAUGGCUUAAGCUGCCUGAGACUUUAACAAAGGAUGUCAAGGCUUUGCCGUCAGGGUUUGGAGACUCCUGGGACCUCCUCAACCCACUGUCUUUGUUCCAUUUUUCAACUGUUGCCAAGACAAAAGAUCCACCUUCAAAAAAACGAAUGCAAAAGCUUCAAAUGUUGGGCCUGGUUUAUUUCUGCUACCUCUUCCUGUUCUCUGGUCUGGAGUUUACCCUGAGUUUUCUGACUCACCAGCGCUUCCAGUUUACAAGUAUGCAGCAAGGAAAGAUGUUCUUCUUCAUUGGUGUCAUCAUGGCAUUGAUCCAGGGAGGUUACGCUCGCAGAAUCAAACCUGGGCACCAUCUCAAGGCUGUUCGUAUGGCGAUCACAGCAUUGAUCCCAGCAUUUAUUCUCAUUGGGUUAUCAUGGAAUGUAACGAUGCUUUACCUUGGCCUGGCGUUGUACUCCUUUGCGGCCGCCAUAGUUGUUCCAUGCUUGUCAACGCUUGUUUCUGACCACGGUUCAGCCAAUCAGAAGGGCACAGUGAUGGGGAUUCUGCGUAGUUUGGGUGCCUUGGCCAGAGCACUGGGACCAGUUGUAUCAUCCUCUGUUUACUGGAUCGCUGGAGCUCAGACCUGUUUUCUCCUCACAUCAGCCUCUUUCAUUAUACCCCUAGCUCUGCUGAGCACAGCCAGGAGGAUAAAGGAGGAGUGAGCAGAGUGAGACAGAUUGAAGAUACAUCUUAUCUUUAGUUGCUUUAAUGAUUGUUAUGAUGUUACCAUCUGCUGGGAAAGCAAGCACUGAGUUAUAAUAGAACAAUAAUAAACAGGUGUAUACCUUCUGUGCUGCUGGCCAAGGAUCAUCACAUGAAACAAAAUAAUGCAAGAAGGUGAUACACAUGCAUAUGUGUAUUAUGGACUGCAUGGGUGUGGGUGGGUUACAAGUAACAUAACUUUUGGAACAGAGGUAUUAUUUUAUAAUGCAG